GAGGGAGGCCUCGUCAUCCGCGCUGGUGGAUGACGUCAGCGCAGUUUAAACCCCUCAGGAAAGCCGGAUCCGAAGAAGCGUGCGGUUAUUGUUUGUUAUGAUCGGAUACAGGAGGUCGUAUCGGCGUGUCGGAUAAAAGGAGGGCUUUUAGUGACCGAAGCGAUGGCCGGCGUGUUUGACUUUGAUUUGGAAAGUGAAGACCUAAGCGACCUGGAAGAAGUGGCCGGUGACGAGGAUGAAGAGUUUGAAUUCACCGGGAUUGAACCAGACCUGUCUGGAGACUGUAAGGAGAUCGAGAUCUCCUCUGACAUUGUGAACAGAGGCACCGAGAGGAUCGGACCCGAGUGCUUUGAGCUGCUGAGGGUCCUGGGGAAAGGGGGGUACGGCAAGGUUUUCCAAGUGAGAAAAGUUCAGGGUGCAAAUACUGGCAAAAUCUUUGCAAUGAAAGUUCUGCGAAAGGCGAAGAUCGUGUGCAACGCCAAGGACACGGCGCACACGAAAGCAGAGCGGAACAUUCUGGAGGCGGUGAAGCACCCCUUCAUCGUGGACCUGAAGUACGCCUUUCAGACGGGAGGGAAGCUCUACCUGAUCCUGGAGUGCCUGAUCGGUGGCGAGCUGUUCAUGCAGCUGGAACGAGAAGGAAUCUUCAUGGAAGACACGGCCAGUUUUUACCUGGCUGAGAUCACACUGGCUCUGGGCCACCUGCAUUCGAAUGGGAUCCUCUACAGAGACCUGAAACCAGAAAACAUCAUGCUGGACCAGCAAGGACAUAUCAAGCUGACGGAUUUCGGGCUGUGCAAAGAGUCUAUUCACGACGGCACAGUCACACACACCUUCUGUGGGACCAUCGAAUACAUGGCUCCUGAGAUUCUGACCCGCAGCGGACACAACCGGGGUGUGGACUGGUGGAGUCUGGGGGCGCUGAUGUAUGACAUGCUAACGGGAUCGCCUCCCUUCACUGCGGAUAACAGGAAGAAGGUCAUCGACAAAAUCCUGAAGUGCAAACUGACCCUCCCCCCCUACCUGACCGCCGACGCCAGAGACCUGCUGAAGAAGCUCAUGAAGAAAAGUGCGUCUCAGAGAUUGGGAGCUGGACUUGCAGACUGCGCUGAUGUCCAGAAACAUCCGUUCUUCAGACACACAAACUGGGACGACCUGCUGGCCAGAAAAGUGGAGCCACCGUACAAACCAUGCCUGCAGUCGGACGAGGAUGUCAGUCAGUUUGACACUCGCUUCACGAGACAGACCCCCGUCGACAGCCCUGACGACUCUGCCCUGAGCCACAGCGCCGACCAGGUCUUUGAGGGAUUCACCUAUGUCGCCCCCUCGGUUCUGGAGAGUCUGAAGGAGGGCUCUUUAUUCGAACCCAAAAUCCGAUCGCCCCGCAGACUGAACAGCAGCCCUCGAACCCCAAUCAGCCCACUAAAGUUCUCUCUGACCGAACCAUUCAAGCCCAGCGGGGGGGAGUCGGUCGAAAAAAUGGACACCGCCCCUUCGUCUGACAGCAACGCCUCCCAGCCAAUCAGAACGCCGGGCCGGACCAAGAAACAGAGGGGCCACAAAAAAAACAAUAAUUAAAUUAAUACAUCUGGAAACCCCCUGCCUUCCACACUGCAGCCCAGCGCUUUCUUUAUCUAACCACUGAGCUCCUCGAACCCGCUGCCUUCCACACUGCAGCCCAGCGCUUUCUUUAUCUAACCACUGAGCUCCUCGAACCCGCUGCCUUCCACACUGCAGCCCAGCACCCUAACCACUGAGCUCCUCGAACCCGCUGCCUUCCACACUGCAGCCCAGCGCUUUCUUUAUCUAACCACUGAGCUCCUCGAACCCGCUGCCUUCCACACUGCAGCCCAGCACCCUAACCACUGAGCUCCUCGAACCCGCUGCCUUCCACACUGCAGCCCAGCGCUUUCUUUAUCUAACCACUGAGCUCCUCGAACCCGCUGCCUUCCACACUGCAGCGAGUGAAAGUUUUCUUGGGGGGGGGGGGACAAAAUAUUAUGAAACACCUGCCAUAUGUAGUGUAUAAUUUAUUGCUGGGUAUUGUAUAUUUAUACAUAGAGUGGUCUAAGCGCUGAUCAUCUUUAAAAUCCAUUCUCUCACCUCUUAUUAGCUUUAUUAACAUGAUCACCGGCCCCUCCCUUUAAAGGAGCGCUGACCAUCUUUAAAAUCCAUUCUCUCACCUCUUAUUAGCUUUAUUAACAUGAUCACCGGACCCUCCCUUUAAAGGAGCGCUGACCAUCUUUAAAAUCCAUUCUCUCACCUCUUAUUAGCUUUAUUAACAUGAUCACCGGCCCCUCCCUUUAAAGGAGCGCUGACCAUCUUUAAAAUCCAUUCUGUCACCUCUUAUUAGCUUUAUUAACAUGAUCACCGGCCCCUCCUCUCUUUAAAGGAGCGCUGAUCAUCUUUAAAAUCCAUUCUCUCACCUCUUAUUAGCUUUAUUAACAUGAUCACCGGCCCCUCCCUUUAAAGGAGCGCUGACCAUCUUUAAAAUCCAUUCUCUCACCUCUUAUUAGCUUUAUUAACAUGAUCACCGGCCCCUCCCUUUAAAGGAGCGCUGACCAUCUUUAAAAUCCAUUCUCUCACCUCUUAUUAGCUUUAUUAACAUGAUCACCGGCCCCUCCCUUUAAAGGAGCGCUGACCAUCUUUAAAAUCCAUUCUCUCACCUCUUAUUAGCUUUAUUAACAGGAUCGCUGGCCCCUCCCUUUUCUUGCCAUAGCAGCAUUAAUACUAACCCACGGUAGCUUUAUUCUGUUUUCAGAUGGCCAACUAAUACCUUACCCAGAGUGCCUUUUUUUAUAGGGAGAAAGACAUUGCUUGGCCAACACUAAAGAAGCAGUAUUUUACUAAAUAUUACUUCCGGAAUUAUUAUUAUUAUUAUUAUUAUUAUUAUUAUUAUGAAUAAUAUUAAUAAUAUUAAUAGACAGGGGAAGAUUUGAUCCCGCAAAGUGAAAUGGGACCCUGAGCAAGUCACUGAACCUCCUUGUGCUCCGUCCUUCAGGAUGAGACGUCAAACAAACGAGCUCCUAUUGGAAGUGACUCUGCAGCAGCCACUGACUCCCUGUGUGUGUGUGACCCUGAGCAAGACACUGAACCUCCUUGUGCUCCGUCCUUCAGGAUGAGACGUCAAACAAACGAGCUCCUAUUGGAAGUGACUCUGCAGCAGCCACUGACUCCCUGUGUGUGUGUGUGACCCUGAGCAAGUCACUGAACCUCCUUGUGCUCCGUCCUUCAGGAUGAGACGUCAAACAAACGAGCUCCUAUUGGAAGUGACUCUGCAGCAGCAGCAGUUGUUGAUGAUGCAGAGUUCACCCCCCUAGUCUCUGGAAGUCGCUUUGGAUAAAAGCGUCUGCUGAAUGACUAAUUCAUGAUAACGAAGUUCACUUUUUAAACUGCUUCAGUAUUCAAUAUGCUGCUUAUCAUUACGACUCAAAAAAAUACUACAUCAUAAUUGUCUUCAAAUAUAAUUCUCUUAGUUUUUUUGCUCAGUCUGUGUUGCUUUGACUAUUAGGACUACAGCUCCCAGCAUGCCUCUGCACCCGCGGCAAUGGUGAGGCAUGCUGGGAGCUGUAGUUCUUUAACUGCAAUGCGCUGGGCUGGGCUGCAUUACAUUGUUUUGCUCAGUCUGUGUUGCUUUGACUGUGAGUUCAGGAGCUGCUCUUCAGUUCUAGCUGCGCUGCCAUAGUUAUUGUAUUGUGAAUCGCUACAGCCCUGGCUAGGACUACAGCUCCCAGCAUGCCUCUGCACCCGCGGCAAUGGUGAGGGAUGCUGGGAGGUGUAGUUCUUUAGCUACAAUGAGCUGUGUUAUAGAUUUUUUACACAGACUGAGCGAAAAAAUGAAAUUAAGCAUAAUAUUUGAUUAAUUGCAAUAAUAAUAAUAAUAAUAAUAAUAAUAAUAAUAAUAAUAAUAAUAAUAAUAAUUUUAAGAGGGACUGUCUGGGGGGAAAAAAACAAACAAACAAUGAAACUGAUUAAUAUUUUAUCAUUUGGAAAACAGAAGUAAAAUCCUUUGCUUGAUUAAUCACUCUCCCGACAGAAAUGUUAUCUUAAUACAGAGAAAGAAAAAUAAAAAUGUACAGGCUCUUUUUAAUAAUGGGAUUUCCUUUGAAAUCCAUUUAUUCUGCUUUGUACAGAAUACCAAAAUGCGUUUUUUCUUUCGUCUUUCUCAUUGCAAAUGUUGAAGGAGGUUGAAUUUCAUCGAAUGAAUAAAAUAGAAUUUUGUAAUUA
This is a messenger RNA of Acipenser ruthenus (sterlet), 4227 nucleotides long. RefSeq names its product ribosomal protein S6 kinase beta-2-like. The coding region runs from base 163 to 1578 and encodes 471 amino acids. The record is from RefSeq and is a predicted model, not a curated record. The transcript is spliced from 15 exons. Gene Ontology annotation, biological process: signal transduction; protein phosphorylation. Gene Ontology annotation, molecular function: ATP binding; protein serine/threonine kinase activity. NCBI's taxonomy places the organism in Eukaryota, Metazoa, Chordata, Actinopteri, Acipenseriformes, Acipenseridae.